AUGGUUUCUCUCGUUUCCAGGUCUUAUGGGGAGAUUGUAGGCGACAAUAUAACAAGUUACCUCUGCAUUGUAUUCACGGCAAGCAUUUCAGAUAGGGAAAGGCAGGAAAUAAUUACCUCUGAAAUUCCAUGUGAGAGGAUGGCUUUUUUCAGGAACUAUACUAACGAAACUGUUUCACAGAGUGUCCUAGAAGGAAAAAGGCAAGGCCAGAGUACAAGUAGCAUGUUAGGCAAUGAGGAUAUAGAUGGGACUUCUAGUGAAAGAGAAUUGGAUAUGAACAUGGAUGUGCAAUAUGGAAGUGAACCGGAUGAUGUGGGUAGGUUGCAGAGUGAUGUAGCUGCUGAUAAUGAUACCGGUGUGAGUAAUUCAGAGUUGCAACCUUCUGGAAGGAGAAAUGUGGCUGGAAAAUGGGGCUCCAGUUUUUGGAAGGACUGUCAACCCAUGGGUACUCUCGGGGCAUCUGAUUCUGGGCAAGAUUCCAAGUCAGAGGAUGGAAAUGCAGAAGGGUCAGAAGAUAAUGUAUCGAAUGGAAAGGAUGAUGGAUUAGAGUUGGAAGAUGAUGAGGGGCAAAAAGAAGAUGGGGAGGAUCAAAGUGACUCGAUGCAUUAUAGGGGGGUUAGGCAAUCUGUUGAUUUGAGUUCUAGGCUGCAAUCAAAGCCUGUACCGAUCAAGAAUAAUUUGUCCAGGAGGUCAAGAGGUUUGCACAAUGGUGAAGGUUAUGAUGACGAUGACAAUAAUCAUGAUGGCGAUGCUGAUUAUGAGGAAGAAGACGAAGAUGAAGAUGAUCCUGAUGAUGCAGACUUUGACCCUGAUUAUGGCAUCACGAGUGGACACACAGGGGCCAAGGAUAAAGACUGGGAGGGUGAAGAUUCAGACGAAGAUGAUAACAGUGAUGAUUUGGUUAUCUCAGAUGGUGAUGAUGAUGAUGAUUUUUAUUACACAAAAAAACAUAAGGGUAGGCAGCAGGUUAAAGGUGGGCGUAAUACAAAAUCUGCCAGAGAGCACAAGUCAUCACGUGCUUCUGGUCGUCAAAAGAGAGGGAAAACAUCAUUUGAAGGGGAAGAGUAUUCGGCAGAGGAUUCUGACAGUGACAGUGAUGCAGAUUUCAAGAACAUGACCAAGAGAGGUGCUCAUCUCCGUAAAUCUAAUGCUCGGUCCACUAUGUCAACAAACAUUGGUGGAAGAAACGAUGAGGUUCGCACUUCUAGUAGGUCAGUUCGUAAAGUGUCAUAUGUUGAAAGUGAUGAAAGUGAAGAAAUUGAUGAAGCGAAAAAGAAGAAGGCCCAAAAGACUAGGCUUCAGUUUUUGGAUGAAGUUGAAGAAGAAGAUGGUGACUCCAUUGAAAGGGUACUGUGGCAUCAGCCAAGGGGCAUGGCCGAAGAUGCAAUGAUGAACAAUAGAUCAACAGAACCUGUUCUGUUAAGCCACCUGUUUGAUUCUGCCCCUGAUUGGAAAGAAAUGGAGUUCUUGAUAAAGUGGAAAGGGCAGUCACAUCUGCACUGUCAAUGGAAAUCUUUCUCUGAAUUACAAAAUCUAAGUGGUUUUAAGAAGGUACUGAACUACACUAAAAAAGUGAUGGAAGAUGUGAGGUACAGGAGAUCAUUUACACGCGAGGAGAUUGAGGUCAAUGACGUGAGCAAGGAAAUGGACUUGGAUCUAAUAAAGCAAAAUAGUCAGGUGGAGAGAAUUAUUUCUGAUCGAAUCACUAAAGAUAGCUCUGGUAAUGUCGUGCCGGAGUAUUUAGUCAAGUGGCAAGGACUAUCUUAUGCUGAAGCAACCUGGGAAAAGGAUGUAGAUAUUGCUUUUGCACAAGAUGCUAUUGACGAGUACAAGGUGCGUGAGGCUGCAAUUGCUGUACAGGGGAAAAUGGUGGAUCUACAGCGUAAGAAAGGAAAAGCAAGUUUAAGGAAGCUUGAUGAACAGCCGGAAUGGUUGAGAGGAGGAAAGCUUCGUGAUUACCAGCUUGAGGGUUUGAAUUUUCUAGUUAACAGUUGGAGAAAUGACACAAAUGUCAUUUUAGCUGAUGAGAUGGGUCUUGGAAAAACAGUUCAGUCAGUUUCCAUGCUUGGUUUUUUGCAGAAUGCUCAGCAGAUCUCCGGGCCGUUUCUUGUUGUUGUACCUUUAUCAACUUUGUCUAAUUGGGCUAAAGAAUUUAGAAAGUGGCUUCCCAAUAUGAAUGUUAUUGUAUAUGUUGGUACUCGUGCUAGUCGAGAGGUUUGUCAGCAAUACGAAUUUUACAAUGAUAAGAGAGUUGGCCAGCCUAUAAAAUUCAGUACUCUGUUGACCACAUAUGAAGUUGUUCUGAAGGAUAAGGCAGUGCUGUCCAAGGUCAAGUGGAAUUAUUUAAUGGUUGAUGAAGCUCACAGGUUAAAGAACAGUGAAGCGCAGUUGUACACAACACUUUUGGAAUUUAGCACCAAGAACAAGUUGCUAAUUACUGGCACUCCAUUACAGAACAGUGUGGAAGAGCUAUGGGCUCUGCUUCAUUUCCUGGAUCCUGACAAGUUCAGGAGUAAGGAUGAUUUUGUUCACAAUUAUAAAAAUCUUAGCUCAUUUAAUGAAAAUGAGCUUGCUAAUCUUCACAUGGAAUUGAGGCCUCACAUUCUCAGAAGAGUUAUCAAGGACGUGGAGAAAUCCUUGCCUCCAAAAAUAGAGCGCAUUCUGAGGGUUGAAAUGUCUCCCCUCCAGAAACAAUACUAUAAAUGGAUUUUGGAACGUAACUUCCAUGACCUGAACAAAGGAGUUCGUGGGAAUCAGGUUUCACUUCUGAAUAUUGUGGUAGAGUUGAAGAAAUGCUGCAACCAUCCCUUCCUAUUUGAAAGUGCGGAUCAUGGUUAUGGUGGGGACAUCACUAUCAAUGAUAGCAGCAAACUGGAGAGGAUUAUUUUAAGCAGUGGAAAGCUAGUUAUACUCGACAAACUACUUGUCAAAUUGCACGAGACAAAACAUCGUGUCCUUAUUUUUUCCCAGAUGGUCAGAAUGUUGGAUAUAAUAGCUCAAUACAUGUCACUCAAAGGGUUCCAAUUUCAAAGACUUGAUGGUAGCACAAAGGCUGAAUUGCGUCAGCAGGCAAUGGACCAUUUCAAUGCACCUGGCAGUGAUGAUUUCUGCUUCCUUCUUUCAACUCGGGCUGGCGGCUUAGGCAUCAAUCUUGCAACUGCUGACACAGUUAUAAUAUUUGAUUCAGACUGGAAUCCCCAAAAUGAUCUACAGGCAAUGAGUAGAGCUCAUAGAAUUGGGCAGCAAGAUGUUGUUAACAUCUAUAGAUUUGUGACAAGCAAAAGUGUUGAGGAAGAUAUCCUAGAGAGAGCCAAGAAAAAGAUGGUUCUUGAUCAUUUGGUGAUCCAAAAACUAAACGCAGAGGGUAGAUUGGAAAAGAAAGAAGCAAAAAAAGGGGGUCAUUUUGACAAAAAUGAGCUCUCAGCAAUUUUGAGAUUUGGGGCUGAGGAACUUUUUAAAGAGGACAGAAAUGAUGAAGAAAGCAAGAAAAGACUCUUAAGCAUGGAUAUUGAUGAAAUUCUUGAAAGAGCAGAGAAAGUUGAAGAGAAGGAAGCUGAAGGAGAGCAAGGGAACGAAUUGUUAGGUGCUUUUAAGGUUGCAAAUUUUUGUAGCGCCGAAGAUGAUGGGAGUUUCUGGAGUCGUUGGAUUAAACCAGAUGCUGUAGCUGAAGCUGAAGAUGCUUUAGCUCCUCGGGCUGCAAGAAAUACUAAGAGUUAUGCUGAGGAUAAUCAACCUGAGAGAAGUAACAAACGGAAAAAGAAAGGUUCUGAACCACCAGAACCACAGGAGAGAGUGCAUAAGCGUCGCAAAGCUGAUUUCUCUGCCCCCUUAGCACCAAUGAUUGAGGGAGCAUCUGCCCAAGUGAGAGAAUGGUCUCAUGGAAAUCUGCCUAAGAGAGAUGCUUUACGUUUUUCUCGUGCGGUGAUUAAGUUUGGGAACUUGAACCAAAUAGACUUGAUAGCUGAGGAGGUUGGUGGAACAGUGGCUGCAGCUCCACCUGAAUCACAAAGGGAGCUUUUUAUUCUUUGGUUGAUGGUUGCAAAGAAGCAGUUGAAGUUGGAAAUCUGGAGCCAAAGGUUUGUUAUUCUGUCUAUGCAUGCUGGCCCUUUGUUGGAUUUUUUUGGUGUCCCUGUGAAGGCAAAUGAUCUAUUGAGCCGUGUGCAAGAACUUCAGCUACUAGCAAAGCGGAUUAGUCGUUAUGAAAAUCCCAUUGCACAAUUUCGAGUGUUGAUGUACCUUAAGCCUUCAAACUGGUCGAAAGGAUGUGGCUGGAAUCAGAUUGAUGAUGCAAGAUUGCUUCUGGGAAUACACUACCAUGGAUUUGGCAAUUGGGAGAAGAUACGGUUAGAUGAAAGGCUUGGCCUUUCAAAGAAGAUUGCUCCAGCAGAACUCCAGCACCACGAGACCUUUCUACCACGUGCUCCAAAUUUGAAAGACCGUGCCAAUGCACUUCUGGAGAUGGAACUUGCAGCUAUUGGUGGAAAGAAUGCAAAUGCUAAAGGGGGUCGGAAGGCUUCCAAGAAGGGGGAGAGAAUCUUCCGAACAUCUCUGUUUCUCGGGCCAGGGACAAGAAAGUAA
Molecule: messenger RNA, 4578 nt
Organism: Dovyalis caffra
Lineage: Eukaryota; Viridiplantae; Streptophyta; Magnoliopsida; Malpighiales; Salicaceae
Source: the annotation of a GenBank genome assembly